Dreissena polymorpha is the source of this 987-nucleotide messenger RNA. Its product is annotated as S-crystallin SL11-like. NCBI's taxonomy places the organism in Eukaryota, Metazoa, Mollusca, Bivalvia, Myida, Dreissenidae. Bases 301 to 525 code for a protein of 74 amino acids. Gene Ontology annotation, molecular function: glutathione transferase activity. Gene Ontology annotation, biological process: glutathione metabolic process. The transcript has 4 exons. The record is from RefSeq and is a predicted model, not a curated record.
UGUUUCCUGGCCAUCCUGAUAGCGGUUGGCGUCGGCCUCAUUCUUCAUUUCUCGGAAAACCGAAAGUUCGAGUGUGUAUUCCCGGGAAUCAGAUCCGACGACCUCACAGGACAGCUCCACGAGCAGAGCACACGGCAGACGACACGCGAGUUUCAUACAUAAGAUCACAGAUACAAAUUGUUUUAUUUCGACUGGAAAGGCCGUGGUGAACUAUCUCGAAUGAUUUUCUCAGCCGCAGGUUAAAGUUUCGUCGACCGUAGAAUAGACUUCUUCAGAGAGUGGCCCGGUAUUAAAUACACAAUGCCCCAGUAUGUCGUACCAGUGCUCGAGGUUGACGGGCGGACGAACAUCACACAGAGCAUGGCGAUAUCUCGCUACCUGGCCAGGCAAUUUGAUCUGUAUGGUAAGAACGCACAAGAGAUGGCGUUGGUAGACCAGAUCAUAGAGACAGUUGAGGAUAUUUUCUUUGGAGUGCUUAAAUUUCUGGAAACUCCAAAAGCGACAGAAAGGGUACAAACUAUAUGAACUAUUAUCUCGGAUACAAACUCUAGAACUCUACAUUAAAAGUAUUACUGAUGUAAUGUACUAUUGUGAAUGCAAUUUUAAUACAGAAAUGCUCUGGAGCCAUGUUGCACUUAAACAUAAAACCCAGAUAGCACUUGCAAUUUUUGGCCCGAUGGGUGUCCGAUUUUCCUAUUUUUGUAAUUCGAACAUUUUUCGUGGAGAACGGCUAGAAGAAAAAGUGGUUUCCUAAAUAUUAACAGCGCAAACAUUAAGCCUGUUUGCUUUACCAGAUAAGUUUAUUGUCAAUUGUCUACUAAAUCGACUACUAGAACAUAUUUAAACCACAUGACCACAGUUGCGAGGCCAUUGUUGUCACCAGUGACAUAAUUUAUUUGAACGUGACUAACAUGACGCCUCCUUUUUAAGCAAUGUAAACCACAUGAACCUCGGGUUAUUACCAGUUUUGACCCCAUUCUUUGUAAA